Molecule: messenger RNA, 6761 nt
Organism: Cololabis saira (Pacific saury)
Lineage: Eukaryota; Metazoa; Chordata; Actinopteri; Beloniformes; Belonidae
Product: mitogen-activated protein kinase kinase kinase kinase 4-like
Exons: 32
Coding region: 177-4631 (1484 amino acids)
Biological process (GO): protein phosphorylation
Molecular function (GO): ATP binding; protein kinase activity
Source: RefSeq, a predicted model, not a curated record
CGGGAGUCGAGCAGGAGUCGCUGCCACCUCAACAUGGAGUAGCGAGGCGCAAGCGUCCACUUCUGUACAGAGGAAUCCCGGGGUGGCUCCGUCCAAUUCACCGCCGAAGCCCCCUGCAGAUGAUACAGCGGCCGUUUCUUCUCAAGGCGAAGGGAAGCCCGGCUUUUAUUUGAAAGAUGGCGAACGACUCCCCGGCUAAAAGUCUGGUAGACAUAGACUUGGCUUCAUUGCGGGAUCCAGCUGGGAUAUUCGAGCUGGUGGAGGUGGUUGGAAAUGGCACCUAUGGACAAGUAUACAAGGGUCGACACGUCAAGACUGGACAGCUGGCUGCCAUCAAAGUCAUGGACGUCACAGAGGAUGAAGAGGAGGAAAUUAAACUGGAGAUCAAUAUGCUGAAGAAGUAUUCCCACCACAGAAACAUAGCCACCUACUACGGUGCUUUCAUUAAGAAGAGCCCCCCGGGACAUGAUGACCAGCUCUGGUUGGUGAUGGAGUUCUGCGGAGCUGGUUCCAUCACAGAUCUGGUGAAGAACACCAAGGGGAACCAGCUGAAGGAGGACUGGAUCGCUUACAUCUCCCGAGAGAUUCUUCGAGGUCUCGCCCACUUGCACGCCCACCACGUCAUCCACCGCGACAUUAAAGGCCAGAACGUCCUGCUGACCGAGAACGCUGAAGUUAAACUGGUGGACUUUGGCGUGAGUGCCCAGCUGGAUCGGACAGUGGGGAGGAGGAACACCUUCAUCGGGACUCCGUAUUGGAUGGCUCCGGAGGUCAUUGCUUGUGACGAGAACCCCGACGCUACUUAUGAUUACAGAAGUGAUCUCUGGUCUUGUGGCAUCACCGCGAUCGAAAUGGCAGAGGGAGCCCCACCACUUUGUGACAUGCACCCCAUGCGUGCGCUGUUCCUUAUUCCAAGAAACCCUCCUCCUAGACUCAAAUCAAAAAAAUGGUCCAAAAAGUUCUUUAGUUUCAUCGAGGGCUGCCUGGUGAAGAACUACACGCAGCGACCCCCGACGGAGCAGCUGCUCAAGCAUCCCUUCAUCCGAGACCAGCCCAACGAGAGGCAAGUUCGGAUACAGCUCAAGGACCACAUCGACCGGACCAAGAAGAAGAGGGGCGAGAAGGAUGAGACAGAGUACGAAUACAGCGGCAGCGAGGAUGAGGAGGAGGAUCCCCCAGAGCAGGAAGGAGAGCCGAGCUCCAUCGUCAAUGUGCCGGGCGAGUCGACUCUGCGCCGUGACUUCAUCCGCCUCCAGCAGGAGAACAAGGAGCGGUCGGAGGCGCUGCGUCACCAGCAGCUCCUGCAGGAGCAGCAGCUCCGGGAGCAGGAGGAGUACAAGCGGCAGCUACUGGCCGAGAGGCAGAAACGCAUCGAGCAACAGAAGGAGCAAAGGAGGCGGCUGGAGGAGCAACAGAGACGUGAACGUGAAAUGAGGAGACAACAAGAGCGCGAGCAGCGCCGCCGCGAGCAGGAGGAGAAGAGGCGUAUGGAGGAGAUGGAUCGUAGACGUAAAGAAGAGGAGGAACGUAGGCGUGCCGAGGAUGAGAAGAGAAGGAACGACCGUGAGCAGGAAUACAUCCGACGCCAGCUGGAGGAGGAGCAGCGACACCUUGAGAAACUGCAGGAGCAGCUGCUGCGUGAACAAGCCAUGCUGCUGGAGUUCAAGUGGCGGGAGCUCGAGGAGCAGCGCAAAGCCGAGAGACUCCAUAAGCGCCUGCAGCAGGAGCAGGCUUACCUGCUGUCCCUGCAGCACGAGUCCAAACAGCAGCCUGGCGACAAGACCAAAUCCCCCUCAGACCAUAGCAAGCCUCCGCAGACCUCCACCCUCCCCCCCGACAGAGCCCCCGCCGCAACCCCGCGAGCUCAGGUCCUCGACACUGGCAUUUCUGUAGCGAGAGCUCCUUGUGAGUCCUCCAGAGCCCCUCAGACCAGCCCCUCAGACAAAAAAACCCAGGCAGCAGUGCAAGGAAAAACUGAUGAGACCAGUCCCAGCCAGAUCUCUCACUCCCCCUCCUCCCAUCCCCCUACAACCGAAACCCCCGCUGACUCUAAACCUCCCCAGGCAGAAUGUUUGGAGUGUGACAGGCCCAGCGAGGCUCUCAGUCAUCCUCCUCAGCCUAUCAGAGAGGCGGACGAGCGCUACCGUAAGAACAUUCAGGGCUCCCCCCAGAUUGCCCCUCCUAACAAGCAGCCCCCUCUGCCUCCCCGCUCCUCUGAACCGUACCCCAACGGCGGCCCCUCCGAGGCCUCCGCCAUGCACCGGCCCAUGGAACCCCAGGUCCAGUGGUCACACCUGGCCGCUCUAAAGAGCAGCAACAGCGCCGCCCCCUCUCCUCCUCCGCCCGUCGUCUCCCGUUCCCAGUCCUUCAGCGAGUCCGGCGGUGUGACCUCUAACUUUGUACAGCUCCACCUGCGUUCCCAGGACCCCCACCAUCCUCACCACCCAUCGCCCGCACGCACUGACUCCCAACCCCAACCUCCCCACCACCACCCUCAGGCCCAGAAUAGGCUGGAACACCAGACCAGCAUUGAGGAGGUUCCUCCCAAGGUACCAGUGAGGACAACAUCCAGGUCUCCUGUGAUGUCACGACGGGAGUCGCCCCUGCCUUCACAGCCCAGCGGCCAGAGGAGCGCUGGCGGCAUCGUGGAUCAGCGCCCCUUGUGGGACCGAGUGGAGAAGCUGCAGUCUCGGCCCGGCAGCGGCAGCUCGUCCGGCUCCUCCAACUCCAACUCUCAGGCCAGCCCCGGCGACCGCUUCAGGCCACGCUGUGAGUCUCCCGCUUCAUCUAAAUCUGAAGGAUCACCUCUUCAGCGGCCUGAAAACCUCCCGAAAAAACAAGAUGAGAAGUCCAGGCCGACGCGACCAGCUGACCUGACGGCUCUGGCCAAGGAGCUGCGAGCGGUGGACGACGUGCCACGACCCCACAAGGUGACGGACUACUCCUCCUCGAGCGACGACUCGGGCACCACGGACGAGGAGGACGACGAAGAGGUGGACCAGGAGCCGGGAGACGACUCCACCUCCGGAGCUGAGGACUCCAGAGCCGGGAGGCUGAGUAAUGGAGAGACAGAAUCUGUUAAGACCAUGCUGGUGGAAGACUCGGAGAGCGACCAGGCCAUUACACCCUCCAAGGAUGGCACUCUGGUCAUCAGACAGAGCACAGCUGACAUAAAGCGGUUGGUCAAUCUCUCGCCUCCCUCCUCUUCCUCGCCCGGUUCUGGUUACGGCCACGGCCUACCAGAGAAAAACGGCUUUGCCGGCCGCAUACACCACCUGCCCGACCUUAUCCAGCAGAGCCAUCACUCCCCUUCCUCUUCCACAGCCAUCCUUUCCUCCUCCUUCUCUUCCUCCUUUCCCUCAUCAUCUAGCCAGGCCAGUCCUGCCAUGUCCCCACAGAUCCCUUUGGAAGAGCUCACUGCCAUAGAGUCGCAGUCGGAGAGCAACUCCAUGUCCAAACACAAGUCUUCCUCUUCGUUCACUCCCUUCAUCGACCCACGCCUCCUCCAGAUAUCUCCAUCCGGCAGCAGCUCCCUCAACAACAUGGCAGGAUUCGGACAAGAAGGGCGGCUCGCAGACCCACUCAGGGCCGACCCGUCCCGCAAAGGCUCCGUGGUCAACGUCAACCCGGUCAACACUCGUCCGCCGAGCGACACUCCAGAGAUUCGCAAGUACAAGAAGAGGUUCAACUCUGAGAUCCUGUGCGCAGCUCUGUGGGGAGUGAACCUGCUGGUGGGGACUGAGAGCGGGCUGAUGCUGUUGGACCGGAGCGGCCAGGGGAAGGUUUACCCCCUCAUCAGCCGACGGCGCAUCCAGCAGAUGGACGUCCUGGAGGGACUCAACGUCCUGGUCACCAUAUCAGGUAAAAAGAACAAGUUGAGGGUAUAUUACCUGUCGUGGCUUCGAAACAAGAUUUUGCACAACGACCCUGAAGUGGAGAAGAAGCAGGGCUGGGUCAACGUGGGCGACCUGGAGGGAUGCGUCCACUACAAAGUUGUGAAGUACGAGAGGAUUAAGUUCUUGGUUCUGGCCUUGAAGAACGCUGUGGAGGUGUACGCGUGGGCUCCCAAGCCCUACCACAAGUUCAUGGCCUUCAAGUCUUUCGGUGAUCUGGUGCACAAGCCGCUGCUGGUGGACCUGACCGUGGAGGAAGGCCAGAGGUUAAAGGUGAUCUAUGGUUCCUGCUCGGGCUUCCACGCCGUGGAUGUGGACUCCGGUGCCGUCUACGACAUCUACUUACCCACACAUAUCCAGACCCACAUUCAGUGCCACGCCAUCAUCAUCCUGCCCAACACGGACGGCAUCGAGCUGCUGGUGUGUUACGAGGACGAGGGCGUCUACGUCAACACCUACGGGCGCAUCACCAAGGACGUGGUGCUGCAGUGGGGGGAAAUGCCGACUUCAGUGGCCUACAUUAGGUCAAACCAGAUAAUGGGCUGGGGUGAGAAGGCCAUAGAGAUCCGCUCCGUGGAGACGGGCCACCUGGACGGUGUCUUCAUGCACAAGAGGGCCCAGAGACUCAAAUUCCUCUGCGAGAGGAACGACAAGGUCUUCUUCGCCUCUGUGCGUCAAGGAGGGGCCAGCCAAGUCUAUUUUAUGACCCUGGGCCGCACCUCCCUCAUGAGCUGGUAGACGCCGCCCUCUAUUACCCACGACGACGACCACGCCUACGUAGCGACCAACCGAUGACGACUAUGGCCGACAAUAGAGAGAAAAGCCUCGAGACUGACUCAAAGAAGCACGUCAGCUGCCCCCCACCACCACCACCACCCGCCACCUACUCGGGAGGCCAACAAACAACAGAUUGGACUGUAGUCAUGACAAAAGGAGCUCGGGGUGAGCGGAGGAGCCUCCACGUGUUCCUCCAGCCCCGACCUUCCAGCGGAUCCUCUCCAGGCCAGAGGGACGUGGUAUCUGUUGUUGUUUGUGUCAUAGUAAAACUUUGCAUCUUGUACGUGAAUGACAACGUGUGCUUGCCUGGAAGGGGGCAGACGAAAAGGGGGUUUAACGCGGCUGGCUGUUGCUGUACCGAAGAAGUGAAAUACUUUUAUGUGCCACAACUUAAAUGUAGCUGUGUUUUAGUCCCACCCUGUUCAGGUGAAGAUUUCCAUGUUGGGCAUGUUGCUGGUUCCCAGCCACAGUUUUCCUCUCAUGAAUUGUGGUUGACAUGUAGAUCUGCCUCUGUCUUCACUUUUAUUUUAUUUUUUUAAAUUUUUUUCCUUCACCUCCUUAAGGUGAAGACUUCUUAAGGGACCUCCUUGAUAUUUCCGUUUUAAUACAGGGUACUGGAUAUUGGUUUGUACAUACUAACGGACUCGCACAGGUUUUCCAGAAACUUUUACCACAUUGCCUCAUGUGCUGUAGGCUAUUUCGGACAAAUGUACUCCCGUUUCUGACGGCAUACCUUGGUGUUAUUAACAAAAUUAGCCCUUUUUUUUGUUUUUUCCUCAUUAUUAUUAUUAUUAUUAUUAUACACUGUACAUUUUGUAUGUGACUUGCAGCACACGUGCAACAAGGCAGGACACACGCAUUAAAGGGUUGUAAAGGAAAAAUCCACGUUAUUUAUCCGUAAUCUGCACAUUCUGUUUUCUUCUACUGGAAAUAUAUAAAAACACUCCAACAAACCAGACCCAGAAAUGUGAGGCUCGUCUUCUGCUUUGUUUUAUUUUUCAGUGGAUUUUUGUUCCUUUUGACUACAGUUUUAUUAAGUAGGACUAGGUUAAACUGUGAAUUAGACAUGCAGGAUUAGCAGGUGGCCGUUAAGGUAGCAUGGCGGGGCAGGAUGGGAGCGAGGGCGGCGCGCGGAUCCGUUUUCACGCAAUCGUGACAUUUCACAUCAACGAUCGUCCAACUCUUCGCUUUGAAGGAGUCUUUAGCUUAAUGUGUAGCCGAAGGUUGCCUUAGAAGGGUAUUCAUCCGAUUUUAAAAAACGUUGGAUCAUCUGCACAUUUGGAUUUCCGGUGCUGUGGGAGCAAACUUGACUCAAACUUGGACCUCUCUUCUUUUAUCUUAAUGACAUUUGGCUGUAAAGUUUACUUCAUCCAGUCCAGUAUUGCAGAGACGCCAACCUGAACCAACCCCUUUCUUGACUUUUGCACGGUUUCUGUCCAAAUCUGGAAUCUAAAUGAUAAGGCAUGGUUUUUUUUUUUCUUGGUUUUUUUUUUAGUCGUUGAGAAGGAAAGGAAGCAAAAUAACUCAAAUCCACGUUCCAAUAGCAGUGUUUCAGAGCCACUUCAGACGGUGUGAACUAAACAGCGUACUUUAACUUAGUUUUUAGUCUUGUUUCUGCAAUUUUUUAUCAUGUAUCCCUUCAGAUAAGUAUACGACUGCAGUGGGUUUCUUUUCUUUUUUAAUUGUAAUGCACACCUUUUAUGUUCAGAAUGUUUACAGAAGUAAUUGUUUUUGUUAAACCAAUGUGUCGAUAGGAAUAUUUAUGGUUUAUUUUGAGGGCAGUUUUUUGUUUUUUCCUCCCAGUUUUGUAUUAUUCCCUUUUUGUACCGUCAUGUAGGCAUUUGUGUAUGGGGAUAAUCAGCCUCGACUCUAAUCGGCGUGACUCCUACAAUCCUGCGCAGCGUGCUCCCGACUGAGGCAGCAAAUACCCCCCACCACCCAGGUGACAUGGCUCCCCUCAAACGUCUCCCUGCCAUGCCUCUAAUUUAUGUCCUCUGUGUGUACUAUGGGAAUUACUGUAUUUUCCUGAAGGUUUUUUUUUUUUUUCUCUCUCUCUCUCUCUCCAUUGAAUAAAGUCAGAAUUAAUUUACA